Molecule: messenger RNA, 348 nt
Organism: Rotaria sordida
Lineage: Eukaryota; Metazoa; Rotifera; Eurotatoria; Philodinida; Philodinidae
Source: the annotation of a GenBank genome assembly
AUGAUUGCACAAGGUACAGGAGGAAAAAUCAUCGGUGCUUGCAGUAUAGUCGGAUACACAUCAGGUCCAAUGGUGAGCCAUUAUGCUGCCAGUAAAUGGGGUGUGCGUGGUCUGACACAAGCUGCUGCUAUGGAAUUGGCCAAACAUAAGAUUACAGUCAAUGCUUACUGCCCAGGAGUUGUCAAAACUGCCAUGACGGAUAUGGCUGAUGAAGAAUUGACAAAAAUCCAAGGAAAGCAAAAGGGAGACAUGUUCAAAUCUUACGAAAACGAGAAGAUAGCUCUUGGCCGAAUAUGCAAGCCGGAAGAUAUUGCAAGUUUAGUGUCGUAUUUGGCUAGUCAAGACUGA